AUGACUGAAAGGAAGACUUCAACGACGCUACCGAAACUUCGAGUUCCAUCACAUUCGUUUGCCGACUUUUCUGCUCAGAACAUCUCCAAUCUUACUCUGAGGACCGUCUCAUCAUCAACAUCCACAAUUUCCACACCCAGCAACAACAUACGACGGGUGCGCCAGGAACAACCGUUCAUCGAAAAGAAGAAUGAUCAUAAGAAGAAGAGCAAGACACUCAGGCCUGAGUUCAAGCCUGAAGCUAAAGCAUCUAAAAAGCUACUCAACUUCCAGCAACUGAAGAAGUCUUAUGCCCCAACUCAGCCAUUUGUAUUACACAAGCCAGCUGAUAUGUCUCAUUAUGAUUACCUGGUUUUCACAAAGCAGCAUAAUACAACUAGAAGAAGUCCUGUUAUUGCACCACAGUCUCUGCUGCUGCCUACAUCUCCAGCUGAGCCAGUAAAGCCAUCACUUCCCCCAGUGAGGCUGACGCAAAUAAAGGCAUGGGAGUCUGCCGAGACGAUAACAUCAAACAGAGUUUUUGAUUACACCAAGCAAGAUGACGAAGCAUGGCUCGACGACGAUACGUACGAGUUUGGAGCGGAUGAGGAAGUGAGUAUUGACAGAGGCAAUGACGAGUGGACUGAGCCUAGUGUUCCAAACACGAUCAUUGCGCUGAUCCCUGAACUCUCAAGAACGGAAUUGGAAAUAGUGUCUGAACAUUUCGAUCGGUUGCAAAGAUGCGUGGAGUCUCCCAAUAUUGAUGAUUACGAGAAGGAGGAGAAAAAAGCUCUUUGGGCACAUGCCAUGCAACAGUCUGACGAGUAUGAAAAAUUAUACACUUCGAAUCACACCAUUUCUGGCAAACGGCGUGUUCAAGUUCUUCAGAAGAGAGCGUUUCUUCAGAAACUCUUCGGAUAUUCAAACAACAUCAACACAGAGCUCACCACAAACAACUCAUCUUAUUCCGCGGUGGACAGUUCGAUGAGUGCUCAAAAGGCCUUUCAUGAGGAUAAAGAGGAAAUUUGUGAAUUACUCGAGCAACAGCAAGCCUAUCAACAGGCAAUUGACGAAGUAAGGGAGCGUUUGGUGCCCUUGGGUAACCUAAAGCUAAGCUCUCAAAACCCCACACCAGAGAUAGCAUAUCUGGAGGUGGACCAGUCCAGGUUGGCAGAUGUGACGUCUCACUGGUUGAGCUCCAUCUACGACCGGGACAGCAACAUGCAUGUGGAGGAAGAUGACGAUGACCCAGACAUUGUGGCAGCUGCCAUGUUACAUCUCAAGCAGUGCGUAAGGGCGGCCACCGAUGUCGCAAUGGAGGAAUAG
Messenger RNA from Candidozyma duobushaemuli, 1305 nucleotides. RefSeq lists its product as uncharacterized. The record is from RefSeq and is a predicted model, not a curated record. The coding region runs from base 1 to 1305 and encodes 434 amino acids. The transcript has a single exon. Gene Ontology annotation, cellular component: anaphase-promoting complex. Lineage: Eukaryota; Fungi; Ascomycota; Pichiomycetes; Serinales; Metschnikowiaceae.